Gymnodraco acuticeps is the source of this 4216-nucleotide messenger RNA. RefSeq names its product proline-rich transmembrane protein 4 (gene prrt4). The transcript is spliced from 3 exons. Bases 287 to 3139 code for a protein of 950 amino acids. The record is from RefSeq and is a predicted model, not a curated record. NCBI's taxonomy places the organism in Eukaryota, Metazoa, Chordata, Actinopteri, Perciformes, Bathydraconidae.
GGGGUCUGUCCGUCCCAUGUGUUGAUUGUCGGAUGGAGAGAAGAGGGGCACAGCACAGUGAGUAUGAAAGGACACAGAGCACUACGCAGAGAGAGACUGCAGGCAUGCAGCAACAUGGAGGAGCAUAUAUGUUUAAAGAGGAUGCAGCAGAGAGUGGAUUGAUGAGGUGUAUUAGGCAUCAGGUCUUCAGAUACCCGGGGUUAAAGAUCUGUCAAACAUGUGAUAGGCCAACAUCCCUUGAAACCUUCAUCAUGUGACAUUGCGGUGGAGUUUGUAGACCCUCACCAUGUUCUCUCUGUGGAAUCUGUAUCUUCUUCUCCCCCUCUACUUGCCUCUCUCUUUCCAUGUCAUAGCAUUUACUGGAGAAAAUGUUAAGGAAACACAACAGCCAGAUACAGCAGUGCAGCAUCUAUCAAAGCUCCCACAUAAAUAUAAUGGAUUCGCUUUAGCAGCAAGGAAUCCUAUGUUUAGGACUGAGAAUGUCACAUUUCUGGGUCUACCUGCGAGUUUGCCUUUAUUGUCAUCUGAGGAGUUAGAUAGACAAGGAGUGAUUGGAGAAUAUGAGGAUUUACAGGACAGCGUAGAGAAAUCGAAUGUGUUUCUUAAGGAGAAGGGACAUGUCAUAUCGAGUCCUACAGAAGAUACGACCUCCAAGGAGAGAACACAACCAGUAGGACCAUCACCAGAAGGCGUACCACCUCAGACAUCAAAGUAUCAGCCAGCUGAAACGAGUACUGGAUCUACUUUGCAUUUUACACGGACUGGAGAGAAUCGGCCGAUUUUCCCAGCUUUGAAUAAUGAGAAGAUUGUCCCCCAGUUACCAUUUCUUCUGUCUGGCUCAAUUCCAUCAGGCCACGACUCCACAACAACGGUCUCUGGUGGACCUUGGCCUGGCCUUGAGCGCCCAACUCCAACAGCAGCCACAUGGCGAUGGACCACGGGCCCUGGUAUCAGGCAGAGAGAGACACAAGAGGGGACUGUCCCAGUGACAGAGAGCAAAGAUGGAAUGACUGAUAUUACAGGACUUAAUUUAAACAAAGGAGCGGUCCGAAUAGAAGAAGAUAAAGAUGACCUCAAAGAAGAUAACCCGCCUCUCUCAAACACCAAUGGCACAAUCUGCAAACCUUCAAACCAGUCGUGGACUCCCACCUACCCGGAGGAUUUUACCCCUGACGAGUCCGUGCGCCCCUCUCUGCCUCUUAGCCCUGUGCUGUUUGUCCCUCUGUAUUCGGACUGGAACUCUGCCCUCGCUACAUGGGGAUUUGCAUGGGAAGCACAUGUGUAUGGACUGGGGUCUGUCUUUACCAUAUUCGGCCUAAUCUCUGUAGUUUGCCUUUUAGGCCUGCCCCUGCGAUGUCCUCCGGGAAGCCCCUACUUCACCCUUCUGCACUUGUUCCUCCUAGCAUUUGCCGGGAUCCAAGCUUUCUGUUUGCUCUAUGAUGCUUACAAUCACCAAGAUCGUCUUCUCCCUCUGAGCUCUCUGCUUCUCUCGAAUCUGCCCUUCCCCUGUUUGAUUUCCGCCUUCUCCCUUGCUUUCCUUCUUCUUUCCUUGCGCUCCCGUUCACAUCUUUCACUCCCACUUGCUAACUCCACCUUGUUCACAGCCUUGCCUAAACCUUGCCUGUUACUGUGUAUGUCCCUGUUGUAUUCUGGGGUCUCUCUGGGGUGUGUUGGCUUGCUUCAGUUCUUCCACAGCCUCCCCUUUGCGAUCCUGCUAUUCCCUCAGGGUUUGUUUGUAUGUCUUACUAUCUUUCUCUCUGGCUCCUACCUAAUCUUCUACUGCUUGAUGCAAUUCAACACCAAACACAUCUACAGGCUGAAUGACAACGAAGAGAGUGGAGGAUCUCCUGAAGGGAUGCGACCUGCGAGUUGCCCCUUUGCCAAAGUGGAGGACUGGGGCAGGGCAGCAGGGGCUGGAGUAGGAGCUUCGUUGUGUUUGUUAGGAUGUGGAGGCCUCCAGUUUUAUGGGAUCCUGCAUGCUCUUGGUUUAGGAGGGGUCGAUGGCUAUGGGUUCCAGCCCUGGCCUUGGUGGGGUUACCAGGUAGGCUGCAGACUCUGUGAGGUUGGGGUGUGUCUGGGCUUGUCAAUUAUUGGUUCACACCCUAUAUUCUGUCACAGUAACUCCUCUAUCAAGACUAUAACUCGUCCCCGGCCAGGGUCUUGGUCCCGCCUCUCCUGCAGCUCCCCUUCACGAGGGCUCACCCUGCCCUCUCAGGGACAUGCAGAUUUGCCUAUCCUCUCCUCUCACGAUACUUGGUCCCAAGGUAAGCAAGAAAAGCUGGUGGUCUGUGAUGUUUCCACAAAAGGACAGUCAGAGGCACUUCCUCUUUUCUCAAUGCUGGAUUCUACUGGAAAUGGGCUAGUCUCCAAGUCCAGACAAACCCAGAUCACCAUACUGCCGCUCCCUACACCCCCAACCCCACCGCACAAGCAUAAAAAUGCAGUUGAGUCCCAGCUAUCAUCACUGGAUCGCCUGGAACUGGAUGCAGACACUACACUGGAUCUGCGGCCCCCUUCUCCCAUAGACCUGUCCCGCAGCAUUGACCAGGCUCUGUUCAGUGAAUCCAUAUUCUCUCACAGUAUCUUUGGUUUGCCAGGACUCUAUCACGCUUCUUCCAGCCUCUCUUUGAGCUCUCCUAGCCAAGAUGCGUCUAACCAAGGGCCUAGCUCUGUGGAAAAUGCCCUCUACCGAACCUCUUCCUGUGGUGAUGCGGAUCAAGAGAAUGCCCUAUCCAGAUCAGGGGCUUCCCAGGCACAAAGCUCUUUGACAUCUCACUGCAAGCAAACAAUAUCACCAGAGCAAUGGGACUGGAAAGAAAGCGUCUCUGGUUCAACCCAGGGUCUGUGCAGCAAUCCCAAAGAGAACGGAAAACUACGCUUGCACUCCUGGGCAAACAGGGGUCAGAACUUUGCUCAGAGCAGCCUCCCACAAGCAAUUCCCCACCUGUCUUACUACAGGCACUACCGAACCCUGAGCUUAGCCUCCCAGGACAGUCGUGGAUCAGGACAACUGGCAGAGACUAAACACCUGAGUGAAAGCAAACAGCUUGAAUGGGAUAUGGCUGUUCAGGCAGAGUUUGUCAACGUGUGCAGACAAAUUGACACUCUGAGUGUUUGCAGUGACACCAUUGAAUUAUAAAUGUCCAGUUCGGAUUUAAAUGCACUUGACAUUGUACAGAAAAAGCAGACCCUGAUAUUGUUAGAUUAAGUAAUUCAAUUGUAAAUCAUAUAAGUUAUACGGAUGGAAAUAUCUACCUUAACUGGGGAAUAUUGAUAUGGACAUUAUUAUGUAGAUCUAAUUUAUUUUGUAUAAAUACUGUACUGUUGAUAUGAUAUUCAAAAUGUGAUUGUAAAGGUUGUCUUUAUCAGCUUGUGGUAUUUUAACUGAAAUUGUCAUUCCAUUCACACGUUCAUGAAUGUCAAUAUAUUGCUCAAGACUGCAAAUGCUUUGCUUUCAUCUAAAGCAGGAGUUUUAAUAUUUAUAUAACUGACAUGUUGAGGUUUUUUUUUUUUUUUUUAAAGGGAUAAACAGGUAAAGGAAAGCCUUCUUUAAUAGAGAGAACAGACAAUAUUGAAUCAAACAAAGGCUCGUUCUACACCAUUAAUCUACUGUUCUGUUUUCAAUAGUGAAUAGUGAGACAUUUUACAAAUAUUGAGAUACGCUUCUUUGACUUCUAACCCUAAAGGUAGACAAAUACAAAUAUAAUUGAGUGCCAGAUGUGUUUGAAGCAUAAUAUUUUGCCAACACAUGAUCAGUAUCUAGCUGUUUAUUGAGUUGUGUACAGAGUGGGCAAACAUUAACUACUAUGAGCAAACAUUUUUGGCAUGUAGUUCAUUCAUAAAAUUGAUUAUUAUGUGUUUCAGCGUGAUGUAAUACAUUUGGAAAUUCAAAACAAAGUCAUAUACAGGAUGAGUUUUCUUCCAUGUUUUUCCUGCUUGGCCAACAAUGUCAGAAUUAUCUUUUUAAAAGAUACAUGUAAAGAAUGUUGUAGCACCUACAGUGAUAUGCAAUAAUCUGAGGUUUUUUUAAUCUACCGGAGGGAGGCAAACACUGGGCCCACAGUUAAUGUGAGAGGCUUGAAUUUAAAAUUGAAGUAGUAACAUUUUGAAAAUAGUGUUAUCUAGUGGUAACAACACAUUUCACUUGUUAGUCAAAUAAGUCAAAUGUGGGAUUUUCUCGAGAUAUAAGAGAGAAAAUAAAACAAUAUGAAUAUGA